UGCAAGUUUACACAGAGUAUAUGAAUCACUGAACCCGUUUGCCUUACGGGUUGUGCAUUGCUUUACUACGUACAUAUGCAUUCGAUCGAUUUGAUAAAAGCUCGAAGACGGUCGACAUGUCUGUAUCCAAACGUAGAAGUCGAAGAAGCAUAUAUAAAGACGAGGGAGAAGAUGACGACGAUGUGAACAAAGGCUCCGAUUUUGUGUCUGUUGUAUCUGAUGUCUCCUCAGAUAUUGAAAGUGACUACGAUGUCUCACCAGAUUUUGAAAGCGAUUCUGAAAAUGAAAGGCAAGAUAUAAAGCCAAUGAGCAAUGGCGAAGACGAAGUCGAAAAACUUUUGGCAGGAUGUAAAGGGCUUUACACAGUUCGAACGGAAGUAUCCACACCCCGCAAACCAUUGGUAGGGGUUGACUUUGAUCCAGCAUGGGACAAAAAGAUAGCAGGGGGAAACAAUGCUCGACAAGACGACUUUUUGGCAGAGGAGGUAACGAGUUGUAGUGAUUCCGAGAGUGAAAAAGAAGAUGAUAAGACAACGAGGUUAAACCCCGUGGUCGCUUGCAUAUCUAAAAUGACACUGUCCCCUGAUAUUACCCUCGAGUACCCCGAUAAUUACCACGUGGAUCGUACUCGAGCAAUCACGUGGUCACAGGAAAAGAGGGCUGACGAACUAAGGGACACCACUCUGCGAUUCAUGGAGAAAAUGUGCACGGAUAUUUACACUUUAGUAGAUAAAAGAGACAAGAAGAAAGUUCUAGUGUUUAAUCAGUCAGAUGAAGCACUGGUCACCUUUUCUGUCAAAGUUAAUAGAGACGACAAAGAAGAAGGAUAUAGGUAUGAGGCAAGGAUAAAGAACAAGUCCAACUGGGUAUCCAGAGUGGCCCAUUGCGAGGGGGACGAAAUAAAAUUCCAUGCAACAGAAAUCGAGUCCUUCUACAUAAUCAAAAUCCCUCAAAAGGAAAGGGAAAUCAUUAAACCCGAGGGAAACAUUCUCUCUUUUAAACACUCAAAGAAGGUGUCUCUCGAUAUGCCAUUACAAACUGUGGAUACACCUCAGGACAUUGAUUUGCAGCUCAGUAGUGUGGACAAACGUGGAAUGGUGAAACGGCACAGUUUAUUCCCAGAGAAGUUCAAACUUCAAAAAAUAUCUCAAAGGUUGUUUGUCGAGCAUGACAUUGAUAAGUUUAACAAAGCCUUUUCUGUGAAGCUAGACUUAGAGAGUUUCCGAGACAGCACAGACGCUUGCACACUAGAACCUGUGGCAAUCCUAUGGGAUGGGGAGGAACCUACGAUAAAGCCCAAGACUGAGUGUUCUUUGAGUUACGAAAAGAACAGAGUCGUCAUGACAAUGAAGAAUUUACCAAAUAAAUCAGGAUUAUCAGUUGGUUUAGUUGUCCCUGGGGUAGUAGACAAAGAUGAGGUCAAAUUAGCCUACGCCGACGUUUUCCUGUGUAACAUAACCAUUCAUAUAAAGAUUGUCAAUCCUCAGGAAGCCAUGCUUUAUAUCAACUGCGUCAUGAUAGAAAACUUACCAACCUUCCUUAAACAAAAUCAGUCCCUGGAUUUGAUAGGCACAUCCGAAGACUUCUAUUUAAAAAAUUUUCAUAGAAUUCGUGUUCAUCUAUCAGGAAAUUCCGAGCGGAAAAAAUCAAGAAAACAAAACAAGCUCGAUUGUUUCAUAGUGUUUUCAAAUCGAGCAAAGGAGAACUGUUUGUCUUUUACAAUAUUAAAGCAAACACGGUUGGGUGGGAGUCCGACUACGGUUUUGGAAUUAAGUUUAGACAGUGGUCCAAAGAAGAAAAUACAUCGACAAGAGUUUGACCCGUGGAUGCUCAUGGGAAAAAAACCCGGAUUUCCUGAUAAAAACCCUGCACUCAGAUUAUCUAAAGGACUAACAUUUGAUGAUUUUAAAUCACCAAGGCCAUUUUAAAUGUUUUGUAAUUUGAACUUUGUUUUUCAAAUGUCAUCAUUUCGGGUGGUCUAUUUCUCAAAGAACACACAAAACAUACUCAAUGCAAACAGUUUUAACACCAUUUUUUCUAGAUUUGACUAUCCUUACAUUUUGAUGCAAACAACAUUUAACUAACGUCAUCUAAGUACGGUAGUUUAAAAAACAUAAACUUUUUUUUAUUCGGAUAAAUAAACCAAGCAAUAAAAGUAAUUUAAACUAACAAACGCCAAAAGAUAAAAGUGAACACCCAGUGGUUGUACUUACUUACUUUGGCCUGUCGUUCCGUGAGGACCUUAUGCCAUCAAAGACUGCCCUCCAACAAACAUGGUUCUAGGCUACUUGUGCUGCAAAGUUCCAGAUCAUGUCUUCUUCAAUUCAGCCUCCGUGUCCCGCCUGUAGGCGUUUCCGCGACGUUCCCUCUUUCUCUUGACCUCCGAGAUCCAGGGAAGGGCUUGGCGUGUGGUGUUUAAUGUUGGCUUCCUUAGAGUGUGUCCAAUCCAGCACAAGUUCAGUCUAAUUUGUAUGCCCAUUGGCUCCUGUCACGCUCUCUUCCCAAAGUUCUUCAUAUGUGAUCCUUUCAGGCCAUCGGAUGUUGAACAAGCGCCCGAGACAUAUAUAGUAAAAUGCCUGAAUCUUCUGGAGAGUCGUUUUGCUCAUUCUCUAUGUCUCUACUCCAUACAAUAUGGCUCAUUUCAUAUUGGAGUUGAGUAUCCGCUGUUUGGUAGUAGUGUAAAUGUUUCUUCAGGCCCAGAUGUUCUAUAGCAUGGUAAAUGCAGUCUCUGCAUUGCUAAUUCUUGACGUGAUGUCACUGUCAGAGCCACGCCGUUUUUCUACCGUACUCCACAGGUAGAUGAAGGACUAAAGUGGGUGUGCGGCCAUCUUGUACAUUUGAGGAUAAGAAUGUAAACAUUUCUUUAACUGGAUUGUUUCUGCCCGAAACUUACCAAAACUGUUGCCAAAAGAUACAAAAGCAUUAAAUAUGAGAUUCUACAUGAUGUUUUGUACGCUGCAAACAAGCACAGGACAAUGCCUUUUAAUCACUUAAAAAUGCUGUCGAACUGUGCAGCUAUAUACAGACUUAUUUUGAAGAUUUAGAAAUCUGAAAAGCUAUGAAGGGGUUCAUUAGUGUCCUCUCUACGUUGAUAUAGAGAUGGGGCUUCCACUCCAGUGAUUGCUCGAUGAAGAUACGCAAGCUUGGGAGGUCAUUUAAAUGCAAUGUUGACCGGUCUUGUACUAUAACAGACUACCAAAUGAUAGUUACAGCUAUUAAUAUCUGUAGUAAAUAAUGUAUUAAUCUUUAAACAUGUUUGAUAUACACACAUAUUUGUUUGUGCCUGUGCGAACAAUAUUUCUUCUGGGUUUUUUUUCAAAUAAUUUUAGCUUCAUAGGAGCAACACAAAGCAAUGAGGAACUGGAGAGUCAAUGAUUGAAUCUUAUUUAAGUGUUAGAUUUCAUAGAGGAAGCCAGCUUUCGCCACAAGUUUUCAAUUAAGUGAAACAAACUUCAGUGUUGCUGGAUUUGAUAUAUAAUACAGUGAAGCUUUAUUCCUUCACAAAAUUUUAACACCCAUCAAAUUCUGCUGAUGACUUCUCGAAGAAGACAGAAGACAUUAAAAGAACAGGCUAAAGCAUCAGUUAGUCAGAAUCAGUAAACGUCAAAGGCUGACACUCAAUCAGUUUGUCAUGACAAAUAGAGGGAGGGUUCAUAAUGUUUUCUGAUUUAUACCAUCCGUAUUGUUAAGAGACAUGUCAAAUCUCUCCAUAUCAGAGCAAACAUCAAUUCAAAAUUGCUUUCAGUUUCAUGGCAUCAGCAAGCACCUCCUUUGGGAAUAUUGCUGGUGUACACAAGGCCAUCUUUAAAAUUUGUUUAUUUGCCUUCAAUCUCCAGAUCAACUGACAGAAAAAGCUUGU
Messenger RNA from Magallana angulata, 3859 nucleotides. RefSeq lists its product as uncharacterized. The record is from RefSeq and is a predicted model, not a curated record. NCBI's taxonomy places the organism in Eukaryota, Metazoa, Mollusca, Bivalvia, Ostreida, Ostreidae. The coding region runs from base 117 to 1928 and encodes 603 amino acids. The transcript is spliced from 13 exons.